GAUAACGCCGCACAGGGUAAAGAAACCGGUGUUCAACACAGUGUACCCCUAAGACAAAGGGUCCCGGGGACAACACAUGGCCUCUUUGGACAAUGAACUAUUUUGAUAUACUGGUCAGGUGCAUAUCGGAGAAAGCGGUGUCGGGCUACUAAGAGCUAUUCAAAAUGUAUACCGCUCCAGGAGCACACACCUAUUCCAAGUAACGUUAGCGCAAAUUGAAAAUGUCGAAUGGCAAAUGGCAGUUCUGUACCAUGUACCAGAGGUCUCGUUAUAUUUCUACCGAAUACAGGAGAAUGUUAAAAAAUCAUACGGCAAUCCAUUAAAGACCAUCAAUGGAUGGCUUUGGUAUCGUUAAAGUUUAUUUUUCACCGUUAUUUGUACGAAUAAAAGUUAGUACCUAGAAGCGCCUUUUGGUCGUAGGAUUGUCAUUUUGCAUUUGCCAUUCGCCGUUUUUCAUUGACAACGUUUUGACUGAAUCGGAAGUUAGCACAGGUAACAGCCCCGGUAACGUCCCCAAUAUCGUUUUUUAGACAAGCAAAAGGCAAGAAAAAGGAAAGCCCUAGUACGUUCCCUGCUUUGAUUGAAACUUGGUUUUAGUCCAACAGAAAGAUGAAAUAAAAUAACUGUCAAAUAAAUCGUGUCUAUAUGCUGCAGCUAUAAACUUCUCGGUUAAACUUAUGUAAAAAAAAAUUGGAAACUAAGAAAAAUGUAAUAAACAAAACGUCUACAUUUUUUAAAUUAAAACGGGAUUAAUUAGCCGAAUUAGCAUCCUGAAAUAUCGUGAAUAAUUAAUGGGAAAAAACAAAUUGCUUGUGACGAAAUUUAAUUUCGUUCAGGCACUUUAAUCAUGGUAUCUCUAUUUGCUGUUUUAAUUCUUGUUUCAAUUUAUCGACACCUUAUCCUGGGACAGCACUGUGAGGCGGAAUUAUCUGAAUAUGGCAUGGCACUAAAAGGUAGUGCCUAUCGGUCUGGAUUUUCGGUGAAUCUUGGUGAAUGCGGCAAUAAGUGCCAGGACGAUCCUAAAUGUCUCAGCAUCACGUACGAGCGCGACUCGCGAAUAUGCCAUCUUAACAACGCCACCAAGGCUAUGCUUCCAUCAGUGGAUGGCGCAAGCAUGGAGAGGCAGGGAAUGUCUGUCUACGCUACAGUUAGAUUUUCAGGUAAAAAAAGUGACGUUCCCACAACUAAACCUGCCACCGUUGAAAGAAGUGACGUUCCCACAACUAAACCUGCCAGAGAAUGCGUAAAGACCACUGAUGGGAAAUGCUGCGCGCUCCCGUUUGUGUACCAAGGCGUAACUUAUACAAGCUGCACUUCGCUCAAUCACAAUCGUCCCUGGUGUGCUCUGACGGCCGUCUAUGAUGGGACAUGGCGUGAUUGCGCAUAAGCGAGGACAGAGGAAGACAGGAAAGUUGAUCUUAAACAAAGUUGCUUAACUCUACGCAGAAAUUAAUCUCGUUUGUUGGGAGACCGUCUUAUACCGGAGCCACGGGGCACGCGCACGGUGCUCCAAAUUUCAAGAUGUAUAUCUAGUGACAUUUUGUAAGUUGAGUUUAUAUAAUUUUUUCACGAUAGAAAUGAUCUAUCAUUACAUAAAGAAGUAAACCACACAUUCAAACUACAGCACUUAUGAAAAGUAUAAUAACAAACCACCUCACGAUAUCAUGUUGUUUAUAAGUAUUGUUGAAAUAUGUUUGAAUAAAACAAUUAAAUAUUUUUUGGCAACUGAUUAUAAAAGAAACGAAACUUUUAUAGCACAGCAUUUGAAGUUGCAGGAGAAUCAAAACUUCAUCAUUCCUUUUAUGCAGUUAUUGUCAAUCCCGAUUUAUAUCAAACUACAUGGAAAACUACGAAACAUUUUAUGAUGUACAAGUGCUACACAUCUUUGCUUUAUUUGAACACCAAAUCUACCAUAAAACAUAAUUAAAGAAUAUAGCAUCUGAAGCAAAGUGAAAACUUAAUGACGAAACUGUAUCUCCAUACAGCACCUCCAACCACGACGUCCUGAUUUCCCGAGGAUGCAUACAAUACUUUAUCAUGGAAUCCUAUUUCUUGUUUUGAUUAUUGUAUCAAUAGUCCAGUUUCGAGUUCCGUUGUGCCUGCUGGUCAUAGGCACUGAGGACGCAUAAAUACAGUGCAAGCCUCGGUUUCAAUUGAAUCGAUUGCAAAUACCAGCGGGAUCAUGAAGUAUUCACAAGUUUUUGCAUUGUUUUAUCCCAAGUUCCAGAGGAUUCUCGCUGGUAUGCGCAUGAAAUUUGCAUCAAGUCGAGGCUUAUACUGUAUUUAUGCAUCCUUAGUCUGUAAGUCCAGCGGUCAUAGUGGAACUAGAAAUUGGGCUAUUCGUGGACACCUUGUGUUUUCGGUCUGAAUUUGCGGCAAAUCAUGCCGAAUGAGGUAAUUAGUGCCUUGAAGAAGACCCAAAAUGCCUAAGUAUUACGUACGAGCUUGUCGUGUAGUCGCGGAGCCUGUUGACGACAACGUUUUGUCAAUCGACUGUAUACAAGCUGCACUUGUGUUAAAUAAAAAUCGCCCCUUUUG
Molecule: messenger RNA, 2538 nt
Organism: Nematostella vectensis (starlet sea anemone)
Lineage: Eukaryota; Metazoa; Cnidaria; Anthozoa; Actiniaria; Edwardsiidae
Product: cation-independent mannose-6-phosphate receptor
Exons: 4
Coding region: 848-1387 (179 amino acids)
Cellular component (GO): cell surface
Molecular function (GO): heparin binding
Source: RefSeq, a predicted model, not a curated record